AUGUUCAUGCAAACAGCUCGACGAAGCGCUCACUUUGGCAUCAUUUAUAGCUUUCAUACCACUAAAAGCUUCGGUUUGGUUGGCAGUCCCUACCAAACAAUGGUGAAGCCUAUACGAGCUUUACCUGUUACUACAAAGUCUCUAUGGUCAUGUCUUGGUCGUCAGAUGACCCGAACGACCAAGCAGCCGCUGGUUUGUUUUACAAAAGCUCGGAGGUUUACGGCUUCGACUGCUACAAUUGAGAACGUGGCAGCCAACCGCCCGAUUGCGUACUGGAUCUUUGGCACAGCGGCUUUGGUUGGCAGCACAAUUGCCGUUGGCGGUGCUACUCGUCUUACUAGAUCUGGGUUGUCCAUGGUAGAAUGGAAACCACAGGGUAGUCUGCCACCUACCACUCGAGACGAGUGGGAAGAACAGUUUGAGAUUUACAAGCAGUUUCCAGAGUACAAACAACGUCAGAACAUGACGAUGGAGGAAUUUAAGAGGAUUUUCUGGUGGGAGUACGGCCAUCGGAUGCUCGGCCGUACAAUCGGUCUUGUUUACACGGUCCCACUAGUUUACUUUAUGCUCCGCAAGAAAUUACCGAGGGAGCUUUACAAGCGCUUCGGCAUCCUAUUCGCUCUAGGUGCAACGCAAGGAGGUGUAGGUUGGUGGAUGGUGCGCAGUGGGCUGGGGGAGCACGGGAAGGAGCAGCUGGAGAAGCGCAACGAAGUGCGUGUUAGUCCCUACCGUCUCGCCACGCACCUUGCAUUUGCAUUCACGACGUUGGGAGUUCUUCUGUGGACAGGCUUCACCCUGGCCGCACCUCCGUCUCGCGCAGCACUGACGCGUGAGAUGAUCUCGCCCGAUGUGUUAAAGCAGACGACCCGUAUCCGCAAGAUCCUUGGCCACGUCUCGACUGUUCUCGGCUUCACGAUUGUCUCUGGUGCGUUUGUUGCUGGUACUGACGCCGGUAUGGCAUACAACACUUUCCCCAAGAUGGACGGUCAGUGGAUCCCCGACGAUCUGUUUGUGAUCGAGCCCAAGUACAAGAACUUUUUUGAGAACGUGCCUCUCGUGCAGCUGGACCACCGUAUUCUCGCUUUGAGCACGCUCACUGGUUUCGGUGCUGUGUAUGCAAUGGCUCGCCGUCCACACAUAUGGAAACAGCUACCACAGCAAUCACGUAAUGCACUGAACAUGGCAUUGACUGCUGUUGGUGGUCAAGUAUUGCUGGGCAUCACGACACUGAUCAAUUGCGUGCCAAUUCCACUUGCAAUUUCGCACCAAUGUGGUGCCAUUGUGGUCUUGACAGCUACGCUCUGGUCACAGCAGACGCUCAACUUUGCCAGACCACUCAAAAAAGCUGCUAUAGCUACCAUCAAGGCCACCCCAAACAGACGUUGCACGUGA
Messenger RNA from Peronospora farinosa, 1392 nucleotides. NCBI's taxonomy places the organism in Eukaryota, Oomycota, Peronosporomycetes, Peronosporales, Peronosporaceae. The record is from the annotation of a GenBank genome assembly.